Messenger RNA from Adineta steineri, 3321 nucleotides. The record is from the annotation of a GenBank genome assembly. Lineage: Eukaryota; Metazoa; Rotifera; Eurotatoria; Adinetida; Adinetidae.
AUGAAAGUUAUAAUUAAUUUUGGUGAAACAAAAGUUGUUGUACCAUGUGGUUCCAAGGGCGAUAUAUCUAUACAUAAAUUAAUUGAUUUAGCAACAGCUAAAUAUUCGAAAUUGUCAUACAAUAAUAAUUCGAUUUUGAACAGCAAUCAAGUUCAAUUACAACUUAAUAAUGGUGCUAUUGUAGAUUCUGAUGAUCGAGUAUGUGAUAUAGUUGAUGAUGGAGAAGAGUUAUUUGCUAUUAUUGAAUCUCAUCAAAUAAUACAUCCAUCAUAUACAACAACGACAACAACAACAACAAUGAAUAGUAAUGGUGAAUUAUCUUCAAGUAUGACUAGUUCAAAUCUAUCAUCAAGUUUAUCGGAACACGAUCGUUUAAUGGUACCAUCUUCAAAUAAUCGUCAUGAAGUGAUCGUAACCGAUGCCGAUCUACGAAAUCAAUCAUUACGUGUUAAAACUGAUCCGAAUUUUAAUUUACAACAGCCGAUCUCUCAUCAAUCAUCAUCUAAUAAUAAAAUAACAUAUAGACAAACAAAUUCUCCACCAACACAUGAUGCAAUAAAAAAUCAAUCAUGUGAUAAUAUUCAAGGAAUGUAUAAUAUUUAUACAGAUGACAAAACUGGUGAUAAAAUAUUUUCAAUUAUAUUACCAAAAGAAAAUAGUCCGUUAGGUAUACAUGUUGUACCUUAUAAUGGUGAUGAACAACAAGUUAAUGGACUUGUUUUACAAAAUAUCGAAGCUGAGGGACGUAUUAAACGACAAGGAAUAUUACAAAUAAAUGAUCGAAUUAUUGAAAUUAAUCGAAUAAAUAUCGAACGAUGUUCAUUUGAUAAAGCUCAAUUAAUAUUUCGAACAGCAUUACUUGAACCAGAACUUGAAUUAAAAAUUAUUCGAAAUAUAAAAAAACCACCGGUACCACCUAAACCAUUAUCAUUUCGUGCAAGUAACAAACAACGUUCAACAUUAUCUGAAAUUAAUCAGAAUAAUGAUCUGUUAUUAGUUGACAACGACUCAAAUAUGAAUUCAUUAAAUACAAGACGAUUGGGGAAAAUUAUUAAAAUAGCACUUAUGAAAGGCAAUGAUGGUCUUGGUUUUAAAUUAGCAUCACGUGACAAUCCUACCGGUGUUGCCAAUCCUAUAUAUGUUAAAACAAUAUUUCCUAAAGGUGCAGCAAUUGAAGAUGGACGUUUACAACGUGGUGAUCGUUUAUUAACAGUUAAUUCGAUUGAUGUUACACAAAUGUCGCUACAAGAAACAGUGGGUUUAUUACGUGAAACACGUGUUGGCGAUACAGUUGAAUUCUGUAUAUCAAGACAACGUGAUGGAUUAGUACCAUCAGAUCUUAUUAAUGAUGGACUACAAAUACAUGAUAAGAUAACAAAUGAAAUAAAACCACCGAUAAUGACAUUUGAUAUUCCAUUAAAUGAUACAUCAUCAGCUGGUCUUGGAAUAACACUUAAAGGCAAAACAUCAAUGGUUGAUGGACAAUCUGUUGAUUUAGGAAUAUUCGUUAAAAGUAUAUUAACUGGAGGUGCAGCAUCUCGAGAUAAUAGACUUCGACCAAAUGAUCAGCUCCUGGUUAUUAAUGAUUCAACAUUAAUAAAUCUAUCGAAUUUAGAAGCUGCUGCUACUUUACAUGAAGCUGUACGACGUGAAAUUCAUCCGGGAUAUAUUAAAGUAACAAUAUCACGUUCACCAAUAACAACAGAAGAUGAAGAACAACAACAUAUUAAUUCGAAAAGAUAUGUUAAAGAAAUUGAUUUAUCAUCACCAUCAUUAAUUCCAGUGAAUAAUGAUGAAAAUGAAUUAGAUCUUACAACAUUUGUAGUACCACCACCACCGCCACCACUAAAUCGUAAACCUCCAUCACAACAUACAAGUCGUCAUUCUUCUCGAUUAGAAUCAACACGUUUAACAGAUUCUAAUAUUCAUUCAUCUAGUCCUCGAUCAUCAUCAACAAAUAGACAAACACCUAUUCAACAGCAAAACGAACAACAAACUCCAGAUGAUGUGGACAGUAAAAGUGUUAAUAAUCCAUUUGAACGUGAAACAAUAUUUCGUCAAAGUAUAUCUGAAAAACGUCGUUUAACAAAUCAACCUAAUAAACAAGUUAUACAAUGGAAACAACGUUCAUUUCAUGAAGGUCGAACACAUAGUGAUCGAAAAUCAUAUCCGAUGUCGAAUGCAGCAUCAAUUGAAAUUCUGACACCUGUCAUCGAUAUAUCCGAUGAUGACGAUGAUCAUGAUUCUAAUAAGACAGAUAAUCAUUGUCGAUAUGCCGUAACGAGACGAUCAGAACAACCAAUGCGAGUAUUACCUGAUCCAUCGUCAAGUACGAAUCGUUCAUCACCAGGUCUUAUUCGUUCAUCAUCUUUUGAAAGUAUUCAAAAACUCGUAGACGAAUGUGAAUCACCAAAUGUUAUAUUAAAUCCAGAUGAAGAACGUAAACGUCAAGCAAAAUUACGUAGUCGAGCUUGUAAUGAUUCAUUUCGACAAGCAGUUGAUAAAUCUUAUUGUCAAAAUUCAAAUUUAAAUGAUAAUGACUUGACAAGCGAUGAUAGAUCAAAUAAAUCAGACAAACAACGAUUUCGUUUUUCGAAUUUAUUUUCUGCAAAAUCAAAACGAAAAGAACAAUCCGAAUUAAAAUCAAAUGUUAUUCAAUAUCAACUAUCUCCUCACGAUAAUCAUUCACCCUAUUAUCCACCUCCACCUUUACCAUUUAGUUCCCGAACAAAUUCAACAUCCUCAUCAUCAUCAUCAUCCGCUCGCAAAUCAUCGAAACAUUCAAAUAAUGAUAAUUCUCCAACGUUAUUUUCUUAUCCAUCACAAACACAUGAACAAAAACAAGCUUAUCAACCCUAUCGUUUUGAUACUUCUAAUCAAAUAUCUUCGCAUGGACAACAAAAAACUGAACAUUUUACACCGACACGUCAUGAAUCAUAUGGAACACAUGAUUAUCAAUCGAAACAUGUUCCUGGUCCAUCUUCUUUAUCUGUAAUUAAUCAAAAAUCAUCUCAUCCACCAAUUCCCCGACAAUUUUUACAAACAAACGUGCAUGGUUCACAAUCAUUAAAAAAUCAUCAAUCACCAUCUUAUUCAUCUAUUUUGCCAUCAUCGAAUCGUUCACCAUAUCCAUCGACAUUCGCCGUUCAACCAUCAAAUUUUACGUCAUAUAGUCAUAACAAUGAUAUUCCGAUGAAUAUGUCUCAUCAACAAUUACAACAACAACAGCAACAACAAACAAGACGAAUAGGUUAUUCAGCAGCACCUAUCUAUCCGACAUCACGAAGUUAUUUUCAUUUUGAAAAUCCGGCCAAUGUUUAA